UUGUAAUCAAUAACAAUAACUAAGAGGAGAAGAAAUGGGUGGAGUUACAAGGAUUUCAGUAAUGUUGGUUUGCCUCUUGGCAGGAGUUGUCUUCCCCACAAGGGCUGAAGACCCUUAUCUCUACUUCACUUGGAACAUAACCUACGGAACCCUAGCUCCGGCAGGGGUCCCCCAACAGGUUAUUCUCAUCAACGGCGAAUUCCCAGGCCCCAACAUCAAUUCCACCAGCAACAACAACGUCGUCAUCAAUGUUUUCAACAACCUUGACGAGCCAUUCCUUUUCCAUUGGGCUGGGAUCCAGCAAAGGAAGAACUCCUGGCAAGACGGCGUAGCAGGCACCAACUGCCCCAUUCAACCAGGCACCAAUCUCACCUAUAAAUUCCAAGUCAAGGAUCAGAUCGGAAGCUAUUUCUAUUACCCCAGUCUCGGCAUGCACCGCGCAGCCGGCGGCUUCGGUGGCCUCCGCAUCAACAGCCGCUUGCUCAUCCCAGUGCCCUACGCGGACCCCGAGGAUGACUACACCUUGCUGGCUGGUGAUUGGUACACCAAGAGUCACUCCACCCUCGCCAAGCUCCUUGACAGUGGCCGCGCCCUUGGCCGCCCCCAGGCCCUUCUCAUCAACGGCCAGAACGCCAAGGGUGACGGCACUGAUCAGCCCCUCUUCACCAUGCUUCCCGGCAAGACCUACAAGUACCGUCUUUGCAACGUGGGUCUCAAAAACUCCGUCAACUUCCGCUUCCAAAACCACCAGAUGAAACUCGUUGAGUUGGAAGGCUCCCACACCGUUCAGAACGUUUACGACUCCCUCGAUGUUCACCUCGGCCAGUGCUUUGGCGUCCUUGUCACCGCUGACCAAGAGCCCAAAGACUACUACAUCGUUGUCUCUUCCCGCUUCACCAAAACCACCCUCACCGGAAAGGGAAUCAUCCGCUAUGUCAACGGCAAGGGCCCAGCUGCCCCUGAAAUCCCCGAGGCUCCCGUCGGCUGGGCAUGGUCUCUCAAUCAGUUCCGCUCCUUCCGCUGGAACUUGACCGCCAGCGCCGCCAGGCCAAACCCCCAGGGCUCCUACCACUACGGCCAGAUCAACAUAACUCGCACCCUCAAGUUCGUUAACACCGUCAGCAGGGAUAACGGCAAGCUUCGGUACGCCAUCAAUGGUGUUUCACACGUCGAUAGCCAAACCCCACUCAAGCUCGCUGAGUACUUCGGUAUCGGCGACAAAUUCUUCAAGUACGACACCAUUCCCGAUGAGCCACCAGCAAACCUUGGAACCGCCGUCACCUUGGCUCCCAACGUUAUCAAGUUCACAUACCGCACCUUCAUCGAGAUCAUCUUUGAGAACCAGGAGAAGAGCAUCCAGUCCUACAACUUGAACGGUUACUCCUUCUUCGCAGUGGCGAUUGAGCCCGGCACUUGGACUCCCGAGAAGAGGAAGAACUACAAUCUUCUGGAUGCUGUGAGCAGACACACGAUUCAGGUGUUCCCCAAGUCAUGGGCUGCCAUCAUGUUGACAUUCGACAACGUAGGAAUGUGGAACUUGAGGUCGGAGAUUGCUGAGAAUAGGUACUUGGGACAACAGCUUUACAUCAGUGUUCCAACUCCAGAAGGAUCCCUGAGGGACGAGUACAACAUUCCCGAAAACGCUCUAUUGUGUGGCGCUGUGGUGGGUCUUCCAAAGCCACCAUCAUACUGGUAAUUAAGUUGGAGUACUAUUACCAUAAAAUUUGGAGUAGUAGUUAGUAUGGAGAAAGUUGAGAAGCAUAAUAACAUUUGGGACCUUGAUGGAGCAUCACAUCUCUUGAAGCCCUUCUGCUCAACUCCUUCUCCAAUAUCUUAUUUUAUUUUAGUUCUUUCCUUCUAGGAGUGUGGCUUCGCACACCUUCCACCAUUUAUCAUAAAAAAUAUUUCUAUUUCAUUUC
Messenger RNA from Vigna angularis (adzuki bean), 1919 nucleotides. RefSeq names its product L-ascorbate oxidase homolog. Gene Ontology annotation, molecular function: oxidoreductase activity; copper ion binding. The transcript is spliced from 2 exons. NCBI's taxonomy places the organism in Eukaryota, Viridiplantae, Streptophyta, Magnoliopsida, Fabales, Fabaceae. The coding region runs from base 35 to 1696 and encodes 553 amino acids. The record is from RefSeq and is a predicted model, not a curated record.